Paramecium tetraurelia is the source of this 951-nucleotide messenger RNA. RefSeq lists its product as uncharacterized. The record is from RefSeq and is a predicted model, not a curated record. Gene Ontology annotation, biological process: protein phosphorylation. Lineage: Eukaryota; Ciliophora; Oligohymenophorea; Peniculida; Parameciidae. Gene Ontology annotation, molecular function: ATP binding; protein kinase activity. The transcript has 2 exons.
AUGGGAUUGUGUCAUACCAAAAAGGCAGAACAGAGGAAAAAUCCGGCCAUCCUCAAUAAAAGUCAACCCAGAGCUAAAAUUCCUUAGACAACCGAACAAAUACUAGAAUUUGCUAUCACAGAGCCCUUUGAAGAUAGCAGUCUCAUCUACAUUUCUCCACAAAUCAAACACAAAACUCAAUCAUCUAAACAACCAAGUCCUACCUACUCAUUGAACCUCUCGAAUUACAAAUAUCGUUUUUCUUCCAAAUAUGUUCACCAAGAAUUCAAACCCAAUGAGAAAUAGCUAAUCAUCCAUAGAGAGAGCGGGUUACCUUAUUACCUUGAGAUUUUGGAGUCCAACUCCGAGAACAGAGGAUUGAUCAGAAAAUUGUUUAAUCCCACCACUCCAGAAAACCAAUAGGACCCUUCAAACCUCUUCGACAUUGUUGAGAUAUGCUUAUAAAAUAGAUUAAUCUUGGUUGUAAGACAGUACAAAGAGGCCAAAAGCCUUGAAUCACAAUUAUAAAUUCUCAAAUCGAAUGUAAAAACUUUAUCAAUUUCUGUCAAUAAGAUAAUUAAAAUCAUAACGACUCUACAUUCAUUAGAUAUAAUUCAUUUUAAUUUGAGUGUCAAAUCGUUCUAGUAUUAAUAAAUAUCAGGAGAAAUAUAUCUCAACAAUUUAUCUGAUUUAUAUAAUAGUGAGGAAGUUAAUUUUUAAUAUAUAUCUCCAGAACAAUUAAAUUACAUUCCCUACUUUACAAAAGAAUGCAACAUCUGGGCUUUGGGAAUGAUCAUUUGCUAAUUGAUGGAUUGUCCAAAACUUCCCAUUUAUAAUGACAAUUUGAGUAAGUUUAAAAGAUUAGUGGAGAAAUGGCAACCAAUAUCAUCAUUAAUACAUAUCAAGGAUUAAGAGCUAUAGGAAUCUCUAAUUAAAAUGUUAUAAAAAGAUCCCAGUCAAAGAGCAUUAUGA